Adineta ricciae is the source of this 903-nucleotide messenger RNA. NCBI's taxonomy places the organism in Eukaryota, Metazoa, Rotifera, Eurotatoria, Adinetida, Adinetidae. The record is from the annotation of a GenBank genome assembly.
AUGGCACAAUUGACAAAUGGUAACACAACAACUAAAAUCAAUCGAAUACAAGAUGACGAAAAAGAAUUAUUGUUUCAAUUACGGAAACUGUAUGCUAGCGAUUAUAAAAAGUACAGUGAACAUAUUCGUCGCGAACCAGAUAUUCCACUGUCUAUAAGAAAAAUCUAUAAACUAUUGGAUGAACGCAAAGCGUACCGAAGAAUCUCGGAUUAUUUCCAUCGAACACGGCGAACAAAAAAGUCACAAACGUCACGAGCGAAUGAUCAUGAUAAAGUGUAUCGCACAUCGAUUCGUCAAUCUUCUUCAGAACCGGAAUCUAUGUGUACUAUGCAAAUCGUCAAUGAUAUGGACGAUGACGACGAUGGUGAUAAUCAACAUCUUCAUCAACUCUCGGAUAAUUCUCCGAUGUUGCAUGAUAAUGAAGAAACAUGUGAAGCAAAUCCAACGCACGAGAGCGAUUCACAUCAUAUACAACCAUCUUCAUCAAUCAGUCCAAACCACCAUCGAUCCUCCACCAGUACACAACCGAAUUUACUAUUAGUUCGUUUGAAUCUUCAAAAAGCUAUACAGGAACUAGAUCGUGCGAUUGUCGCGAAGUCCGACAACACAAUAGACGAUUAUAGUUAUCGGCAAGAGCAACAAUAUUCUUCAAUCAGCAAAAUCGAAUUAUUAGCUAACGGUCAGUCGAAUUUAGACGCCAUAGUUCGAUCUUUGUCGCACGUUGUUACUCAGCAACAAGAAAAUGCUCAUUCAAUUCUUCAAGAAUCGUCGACACUAGUACUCAACGAAACGAACCACGUCGAAAAACAAUCUCUUCAACAUGUCAUCGAUCGCUUGAACGCUCUCGUUGAUCGAGGUCAUUCCAUCUACGGUCGAAUCGAAAGUAUUUUGUCAGAAUUUUGA